Molecule: messenger RNA, 2606 nt
Organism: Dioscorea cayenensis subsp. rotundata (Guinea yam)
Lineage: Eukaryota; Viridiplantae; Streptophyta; Magnoliopsida; Dioscoreales; Dioscoreaceae
Product: glucomannan 4-beta-mannosyltransferase 9-like
Exons: 11
Coding region: 603-2180 (525 amino acids)
Cellular component (GO): Golgi apparatus
Molecular function (GO): mannan synthase activity
Source: RefSeq, a predicted model, not a curated record
UAUAACCUAGCUACUAAGCAAGGCGUGGUUCCUGGGUCUCUCUCUCUUUCCUUGUUCGUCAUCCCAUUCACUCGUCAGCCGACAAUCACAGUAACAAACGCAGACAAACAUAUAGUCAGGAAGAAGGAGAAGAGCGAGAGCACACUCAACACUGUUUGUAAGUAGAGGAAAGGAAAGGACUCUAGCUAGCUGUCUUCAUGAACUUUGCGCAAUGACUUUCAUUGUCAAAGAGGGGAGUGGUUUUCUAAGCUAGGCUGAAGGAAGAAGAAAGGAAGGUAUCUUCGAUCCAGUCCAGUACUGUGACUGACAUUCCAGCUACACCGCAAUUCCCUUGCGUAGUUUCCCCGCAAAACUUAACUCAGCAUUAGAAAUCUAUCUUGAUUUUUUUUUUUUUUUAAAGAAAAACAGAAAGAAAAGAAACGAAGGAAAGCUUGGUGCUUUUCUAGCAAGAGAAAUAAAGUAGAAAAAAAAAAGAAAAAGAAAAUAUUAUAUAAACCCCUCGUGGUAGCACCAUUGUGAGUGGAGAGUGUCUGUUCAUUCAUUUGGCUGAGAGGGUCUCUUCUUCUUCUUCUUCUUCUUAACUUCUUUCUCCUCCUCCUUCAAUGGCGGUGGUUCCGGAGACAAUGAGAGAUGACAUGACGUGGCAAAUGGGUUUGGUUUGGGAACAGGUGAAGUCCCCUGUCAUCGUACCGGCAUUAAGGCUAGCAGUGUUUCUCUGCCUAGUCAUGUCCGUAAUGCUGUUGGUGGAGAAGGUGUACAUGGCCGUUGUCAUUGUUCUCUUCAAGCUUUUGGGUAAGAGACCUGACAAACGAUACAAAUUGGAGCCCAUCAAAGAUGAUGUCGAACUUGGCCACUCAGCCUACCCCAUGGUUCUCGUCCAGAUCCCCAUGUAUAAUGAGAAAGAGGUUUACCAGCUCUCCAUUGGAGCCGCGUGUGGCCUUUCAUGGCCGUCCGAUCGAAUUAUAAUCCAAGUGCUUGAUGAUUCCACGGACCCGGUUAUCAAGGAUUUGGUGGAGAUGGAGUGUCAAAAAUGGGCGAGCAAAGGGAUAAAUAUAAGAUACGAGAUAAGGGACAACCGAAACGGAUACAAGGCGGGUGCUCUGAAACAAGGCAUGAAGCACAGCUACGUGAAACAAUGCGACUACGUGGCCAUCUUCGAUGCCGAUUUCCAGCCCGAGCCCGACUUUCUCUGGCGCACUGUGCCUUUCCUGGUCCACAACCCGCAACUGGCCCUUAUCCAGGCCCGUUGGAAGUUCGUGAAUGCGGAUGAGUGCCUGAUGACAAGAAUGCAGGAAAUGUCCCUUGACUAUCAUUUCACAGUGGAGCAGGAAGUAGGGUCCUCCACCUACGCCUUCUUUGGCUUCAAUGGGACUGCUGGUGUCUGGCGAAUCACAGCUCUAAAUGAGGCCGGAGGUUGGAAAGAUAGAACCACCGUGGAAGACAUGGACUUGGCUGUCCGGGCGAGUCUAAAGGGCUGGAAAUUUCUAUUCCUUGGGGAUAUCAAGGUUAAAAAUGAACUACCAAGCACUCUCAAGGCAUACCGAUAUCAACAACACAGAUGGUCUUGUGGACCAGCAAACUUGUUCAGGAAAAUGGCUGUAGAGAUUGCAAAGAACAAGAAAGUGUCACUGCUGAAGAAAGUUCAUGUGAUCUAUAAUUUCUUCUUUGUGCGGAAGAUUGUGGCUCAUAUCGUGACCUUCAUAUUCUACUGCGUGGUCAUCCCAGCCACUGUGUUGAUUCCUGAGGUACACAUACCGAAGUGGGGCUCCGUCUACAUCCCUUCCAUCAUCACCAUUCUCAAUGCUGUUGGAACACCAAGAUCUCUCCAUUUGCUGGUAUUUUGGAUCCUUUUUGAGAAUGUUAUGUCUCUGCAUCGAACUAAGGCCACAUUCAUCGGCCUACUGGAGGCUGGGCGUGUCAACGAAUGGGUUGUCACUGAGAAACUCGGAGAUGCUCUCAAAGCAAAAUCGGCAACUGCCAAGACAGCCAAGAAACCUGGAUUCAGAAUCGGUGAAAGAUUACAUUUGUUGGAGCUUGUAACGGGAGCAUAUCUUUUCUUCUGCGGAUGUUACGACAUGGCCUUUGGCAACAACCGUUAUUUCCUGUAUCUUUUUCUCCAAGCGUUGGCUUUCUUCGUUGUUGGGUUUGGCUACGUUGGAACUUUCGUUCCAUAUUCCUAAAACAUUGGAAAGACUCAUUUUUGCCUUCCAGCGCGUCACUGAGCUUUGGGUAUACUGUAAUUUUGUGCUUUUUGCCAGCUUCAAUAUUCAAAUUGGUUUGGGAAGUGUGCAUAGGGUAAUGAAUAAGCUGCUGUUGUCAACAUUCAUGGCCAAGAAUCGGAGUGAGUUGAACAUUCAUUGUGUACAAACAUAGGGUUGAAAAUUCAUUCCAGAAUGAAUAAUAAGAGUACCGUGUAGAGGGAGUUGGAAAGGAUGCACCUGCUAGCUCCAGUCUCAGAUGAAGCAGUGUUUUGAUUUUAAAGCAAAAAGAUUUGGUCUGCACUUAAUCCGUUGUUAGCAUACAUGUUCAUCAUUGGAUGGAUUGUCACAAAGGAAUUCUUUAUUCCUUCCUCGCCGUGAGAUUUCUUUUAUAAAGGCUAUGCUUUU